Messenger RNA from Heterobasidion irregulare TC 32-1, 534 nucleotides. RefSeq lists its product as uncharacterized. Gene Ontology annotation, cellular component: mitochondrion; small ribosomal subunit; ribosome. The transcript is spliced from 2 exons. NCBI's taxonomy places the organism in Eukaryota, Fungi, Basidiomycota, Agaricomycetes, Russulales, Bondarzewiaceae. Gene Ontology annotation, biological process: translation. Gene Ontology annotation, molecular function: structural constituent of ribosome; RNA binding. The record is from RefSeq and is a predicted model, not a curated record. The coding region runs from base 1 to 534 and encodes 177 amino acids.
AUGGUGCACGUCCUCGGGGUGCAGUUGCCUGACCACCAGUUGGCCCGAUAUGCCUUGACGCAUUUUUACGGCGUAGGUCACAAAACAGCCCACCGUCUGUGCGCCCGCCUACAAAUCCAUGACACUUGUAAAGUCAAGCAACUCAGCGCACACCAAGUCACUUCCCUCACUGCUUUUCUCUCUUCUCCUGCGACUGCACCAUCAAUACCUCGCGCUCCCCUCGCUACCGUUGGCUUUACGCCUCCACCAGCAUCUACGGCUUUCGCGAAGCUCCCUGGCGCUGCUACUAUGCUCGCAUUGAACGUGCCUUCCGGCUCAGUGAAGUACAGCCCACGAGGAGGAGGUGACCAGCUCAGGAAUGUCAAGAUCGAAUCGGACCUGAAGAGGGAGAUGCGGGAGAACAUCGCGCAUCAGCGUAUGAUCGGCAGUUACGUGGGGAAGAGGCAUGCUAUGGGUCUUACGGUCAGAGGGCAGAACACCCAGAACAACGCGGCCACAGCGAGGAAGCUCAACAGGGUCGAGAGGCAUCGCUAG